UAGAAACAGCUGGAAUAAACAAGUUUGUUUUUUUUUUUUACAGUAUUCACUAAGGGAGAAACAAUUUUUGGAAAAUGCAGCAAUAUAUGGAUAUAAACUGCAUUAAGAAGGAAUAUCCGGAUGAUUAUGAAGUACCAGAAUAUGAAAUGGACAUAGGACCCAUUAAAAUAGAAGAGCGUCUGCAUACGGAAAUAAAACAGGAAUGCGAUGAAACACAGCAGACGAUAAACAGUUUGGGAGGUGAAAACCAUUUGGAGCUCUGUCAAUGCAUUCCAGUUGCUCCCGCAGCCUCCACUGAAGCCAAAUCAAAUAAUCGUCGUUCGACUGUGAACGAACUGCGUGAACGAUUGAUGAAGGUGGACAUGGCAAGCGCUCAAGUAAAUAAAUCCAAGUCAAGUAAUCUCACUGCUGAGCAGUCCGGGCGACAGUCUUCCUCUUCAUCCCUGCCGCGUGCCCAGCAAAUGCGCGAUCUGCGCCAGCGUCUCAUGAAUUUGGAACGCCCAAAGGAAGUGCCUCAGCAAAAGCCUAAGAUAUCGAGCAGCCAACGCAAACGUGAGCUGCAUCAGCGUCUGCUGCAGCUGGAUCAGAGAGGCGAACUAACAGAGAGGGCGAGAAGCCAAUCGAGCGAAGAUCGAGCUCGCAGUCUCACAGCGAACUCGAGUGCCCAACAGGACAACAACACAGACAAUUCCAGCAACAACAACAACAACUGCACCAGCUCACGUGCAAGGACACCACCUGAGCUGAACGUUAAGCGAAUGCACGAAUUUCGUCAGCGUCUGCUAAAACUCGACAAAUCACGCCCAGAAUUCAAAAGCACAAACAAAAGAAAAGAAAGCGGGAUUAAAAUAAAUAGAAUAAUAAAGGAUAAAGCUAAGGAAUUGAUAAUAGUAAAAGAUGAUGAUAAUGAUUAAUAUAAUUUACGUUUUUAACUCUGCGAGAGCAGAAACUAAUGCGAAUAGUAGUAGUAAAGGUAUUAUAUAUAUAUAUGUAUAUAUAUCAUUUGUCCGCCACUAGAUUUAAAAUCGUAAUAUAUAUUAUAUUAUAUAGGCAUUACAGUCCGAAUAUUCGUCCCCUCGUUAAUUCGUAAAAUAUUUUCCUAUUAAAAUAGACUUUUUUUAUGAAUUGAAACUAUGUUUCGAAACCUCCCGAAAAUUAUAAGGCCAAAUUUAUUUUGAUUACCUAAUUGUCGCUGGGUUUUGCAAACAGCUAUGCGAUCUUUAUUUUAUUGAUUUUGCGGUUUAUCCAGCAUAAUUUCAACAGAUAUCAAAACGAUUUGCCACUUCCAUAAUUGGAAUAUUUGAAUAUUAACUUUAUGUGAAACAGAAAAGGUGUUCAAGGUGUUGCCACGCCCCCGAUUACCGACGAUAUGUCAUAUUUUAUUGAUUUCUGAAUGUCUUUAGCUCUUUAGCAUUAUUUCAAAGUAUAGCAGAAUUAGGGAAAAGCCCCAGGCAAACGUAGACAUAUAAAUGUCAGUCAACGCUUCGAACUUCAAAGUUAGAAGGCGUCAAUUAGCAAAUCGCGUAUAUAUGCCGGCGUGUGUUUGAUUUAAUCUCGGUGAUACGCAUUCUGAGUGACCUUCUUCUAUAAUAAGUAGAGAACUGUUUAUAUGUAUAUGCUAUGGUACAGUACUGAUUAAUCUAUUGAAUCUGUAACUUUGUUGAAAUUAGUCGUAUUCCUAGAAAAAAACAUAAGACUUGAACAAAAUGAAUUUCUUCAGCUGUGCUUAAAGAUUUUCGAGAUUUUUAUUAAUAUAAUAUGCUAGUGUCCAUUAUCCAAGCAUCACUGUAUAAUGUUACUCUGUAUAAGAUUAUUUUCAAGCAAUAUUAUUGAAUGCUAUAAGAUCUGUAAA
This is a messenger RNA of Drosophila mojavensis, 1852 nucleotides long. RefSeq names its product nuclear transcription factor Y subunit gamma. The record is from RefSeq and is a predicted model, not a curated record. The transcript is spliced from 2 exons. Bases 75 to 914 code for a protein of 279 amino acids. NCBI's taxonomy places the organism in Eukaryota, Metazoa, Arthropoda, Insecta, Diptera, Drosophilidae.